Molecule: messenger RNA, 456 nt
Organism: Striga hermonthica
Lineage: Eukaryota; Viridiplantae; Streptophyta; Magnoliopsida; Lamiales; Orobanchaceae
Source: the annotation of a GenBank genome assembly
AUGAGUUAUACUUUCGUAAAUCACGCUGGCGGGACCUUGGGCGGCGGCCGGGCACCACAGCCUGAAGCCCCCCGCCCGUGCUCCGGCGGCUGCGGAUUCUACGGCACGGCGGAGAACAAGGGCCUGUGUUCCAAGUGCUACACGGCCCACCUCAAAGACUUGAUGGCCAAAACAGAGACGGCGGUUAUUGACAAGCGGGAACCGGAUGAUGUUACGAAAACCGAAAUCUUGAAUAAACCGGCGACUCCGGUUCAUGCGGAGAGAAAGAGAUGUGGAGUCUGUAACAAAAGGGUAGGGCUAUUGGGGUACGAGUGCAGGUGUGGGGCCACUUACUGUAGGUUGCAUAGGUACCCUGAAGCUCACCCGUGCGGGUUCGAUUUCAAGAAAGCCGGCAAGGACGCGAUUCGGAAGGAAAACCCGGUUUGCCAGUCGGACAAGAUUAUAGAUAGGGUUUGA